Messenger RNA from Anisakis simplex (herring worm), 312 nucleotides. The record is from the annotation of a GenBank genome assembly. NCBI's taxonomy places the organism in Eukaryota, Metazoa, Nematoda, Chromadorea, Rhabditida, Anisakidae.
AUGCGAUACACACACGCGAUCAUUGUUCGUAUACCGAAUGCAGUGAAUGUUGAUGAUAAAAAAGCGAAUAUCGAUUUUAAACUAGCCAAUAAACAACUGGAUGACCUUUCUGAAACACUUCGUGAGGCGGGUGUUGACGUGAUUGAGUUAUCAUCAGAAGAUAAUUGUACACAGCAAAGUUUAUUUAUUGACGAUGCGGCAGUUGUCAUCAACGGUACUGCACUUAUCACCCGACCUAAAAAGAACGGCUCUCGAAUUCAAGAGGUCUUUUUCAUUCAUCUGUUAUUUUUGCAUACACUGAAAUUUCUGUGA